Hermetia illucens (black soldier fly) is the source of this 4025-nucleotide messenger RNA. It is a transcript of the gene boi, whose product is annotated as interference hedgehog. Lineage: Eukaryota; Metazoa; Arthropoda; Insecta; Diptera; Stratiomyidae. Gene Ontology annotation, cellular component: plasma membrane; axon. The transcript is spliced from 12 exons. Gene Ontology annotation, biological process: axon guidance; cell-cell adhesion. The coding region runs from base 625 to 3690 and encodes 1021 amino acids. The record is from RefSeq and is a predicted model, not a curated record. Gene Ontology annotation, molecular function: protein binding.
GGUUGUUCGGCUUGUUGUGGUUUUUUCGUUUGAUUCGUCUCUCGUCUUGUGUUUUGGUGGAAAUUCCUUCGGAUUAUCGUUAGUGGAAAACAGGUGAAAAAAAAAGAUAGAAAGAUAGAACGUUUCCUUCCUGUGUCGUUCGAGAUUUAUCUGUGUUUGCUUUUGGUUUUGAUUGUAAUGACGAAUAGUUUGGGUUAGUCAAGGUGUAAGGAAAGCACCUUUUUGUGCCUUGAAGCUGAGGAAUUUCGGGAGAAACCAGUGCAGUGCGAUAAGUGUAUCUUGAAUGGUGACUUGGUAGUGGUUUGUCAGUGCCUUAUAGUCAUAAACUCUAGGACGCCGUGCAUCGACGCAUCUUUUUUACCGAGAAAGAAAUUUUGAUAGCAAAAGUCAAAUGAAAGAUUUUCUUGGGACGCUCCUAACAGACAAUUAAUAAACCUUCGAAAACUACUAAAUUUAAAUUAUGAUUACAUAUCAAAAGCAUUGAUCAUGAAUCAUAUUUUUAAUUUUUAAAGUGACGGCGAUUUGAGAUGAUCAACCAGGCCGUCAUCGAAAAUCCAAUCGAAGGUUACAACAAACAAAACGCUCGGACUUCCUCAGCACGACAUCACCAAUAAAACAAACAAAAUGCCUUCGAUACAGCGAAAUUACUGCAAUCAAUAUGACAAACCUAAAAGACUGAUAAAUAUAGUUCUACUAGCAUUAGUAUCUGCACAAUUGCAAUGGGGAUCACUCAGGGCGCUGAUACCGGCCGUGGAAGGAUCUCCUUUUGGCAUUCAUAUGGUCCGUUCUCCAGAAUCGAUAGUGGCCCCACAGGGGGAUGAAGUCGUGUUCGAAUGCCAGUUGAACUUAGAACCAGAUUAUUUGAAAUGGCGUUUCAGGCCAUUCAAUUCCGAGCCGAAUAUCGAUAAAUAUAUUGAUAUAAACUCGAAUGACAUUUAUAACAUUACAAACGAUGACAAGAAGAGCUCUAAGCUCCGAGUCUACGUCCGCGAUGAUACCAUUGGUGAGUACCAAUGUGUGUCAUGGUUUGGUUCUGCGGCUCUCACAUCAGUAACUGCUAGACUGACUCUAGCUACCAUAAGUCUGGAGAAUGAGGAUGAAAGACCACCUGCAGAUCAAGUUAUUCGAUGGCAUGUCUCACCACAGAAUAGUGUCUUAAUUAAAUGCGGAAAUGUUACAUCUAUUCCGCCACCAAGUUGGUCGUUCUAUAAAAACAACAUCCCUGUGUCCGAUACCGUGCCACAGCUUCCAUCUGGUGCCCUUAUUCUCAAAUCCGUAUCCCCAUCGGAUUCUGGGCAAUACUCAUGUCGCGCAACAAAUGCAAUAGCCGCCAUGGAUCGGAACAUCCCCGUAAAAAUCGAACUAUCCGUAAAGAACUUGCCACGUUCAGCUCCCCAAUUUCUAGUUGAACCUCCACGAAAGAUUUCGGUGCGACCAGAACAAACAGUUGUCCUGGAAUGCGGUGGUAUAGGCAAUCCUCCACCAACAGCAGUGUGGAGCCGUCCCGAUAUGGACAUCCCACACAGUCGAGCAACGAAGCUUCCUUAUGGCUUGCAAAUUAUUAAUGUUUCAAACCAGGAUCAAGGGAAUUAUGUUUGUCGUCUGGACAACGGAAUAGCUCCAGUUUUGGUCCGAACUGUGCGCCUUGAAGUCUUGGAGCCACCAGUGAUAGUGAAAGGACCUGCUUCAACAUCAACAAAUGAAAGCAACUCUUUGACGCUAGAAUGUGUUGCGAAAGGAUCCCCAAAACCUGAUAUAUAUUGGAUGAUAAACGGAGCGGAUACACGAUGGGAUUCAGCCGCGAAGCAUGAAAAUGGGAAGUUAUCAAUCAAGUCAGUUGAAAAGCGACACGCUGGAAUCGUACAAUGUUUCGCAAGGAACAGUGUUGGUGAGGCAAACAGUGGGAAUAUCCUGGAAGUAAUACCAAAACAAAUUCCAGGAGAAGUUGGUAAAAAGCCGUUAGGACCUUUCCCAACGAAACCGCCUUAUGAAUCAGGAAAAACAAGUAAAGGGCGUAAGAAGCAUAAAAUGCGUAAGUACGCUAACACCAACAUGAUUCCACCAAGUCGCCCAAACGUGACGCGUCUCAACGACGAUUCAGUUAUGGUUCGAUGGUACGUUCCCAAGAACGAUGGUCUUCCAAUUCAAUUCUUCAAGGUCCAAUAUCGAAUGUUGGGCGAUCCAGAACGAAAUAUCCCGCGUGAGAACUGGCAAACAGUAACCGAUGACAUCCCUUAUGGAAAAAGAGAUCGCAGCAUGGAGGGUGUUAAGAAUUUCACCACCGCCGUGGUGGGUCUAAAACCGAAUCGUUACUAUCGAUUCCGAAUAUUGGCCGUAUACUCGAAUAAUGAUAACAAAGAAGGAAACAGUUCGGGCAAAUUCCUACUACAAGCUGCCUCACAAUUGGGGAUCACACGAAAUCAUCUACCGACCCCGAAAAUAACGAAAAUUGAAGGAAUCUCCGAGACUGAGAUCCUUCUACAUUGGACACUACCCGACAAUAAAUCGACCCCAAUUGAUGGAUUCUAUGCCUACUUCCGGCCAGCUUCCACAGCCGGGGAGUAUACGAAGGCUACAAUAGACGGGAUGGACACGCGACAGUUCAAAAUUGAUAUGCUUGAAAUAGGGACCGCAUAUGAGUUUAAGCUUCAAUCGUUUACAGCCUCAGCUGCUUCGGAUUUCAGUUCGAUCAUAACCGGGAAAACAAUGAAGCCAUCAACACCCCCACCAACAAUCACACCGACAGUGGUAGCUGCUUCAGAAUCAUCGCAGGACGAUAAUUCAAUGUUCCUAGUUAUCGCAGGCGGAGUGGUUGUGGGACUAUUGCUUUUGGUGGGCGUGGUCGUUGUUUAUUGUGUUAAGCGUCAGAAGAAUACGCAGCGAGAAGAUGAGAACAAAUCAAAUUUGGAACAUCAAAAAUCGUCACAUCCGAUGAAUGGUAUCAACCGGAUGAAUAUCACCCCAAAUCCCUUGGCCCAGGAAGGAGAUACGGUUAGUAAAAAUCGCAACGUGAUGGAGUUACGCUUCAUGCCGACAUCGAAUAAUGCUGCCACCGCCCCGGGGACACCGAUUGCUGGCCACCAUCAGAUGCAGACUGGAGGAUCUGGAGGGACUAGUGGAAGUAGCGGCAGCGGAGGAGGAAGCGGAGUCGGAUUAGUACCACCCCCAGUGCCCCCACAUCAUCACUAUCAACAACAGCAACAACCAUUCCAUCACCAGCAUCAGAUGCAUCCCAACACAGCAGCCUUGCCUCCGUCUUCGCCAAUAAUGCUUCACAAACAGCAUCACCAAGUACCUGCAGCGGGUGGAGGGAUGUCUCCUCAGAAUAACAAUCAAAUGUCUCAUCAUAUGAACCAUUUCCAAACACCAGCCCAAGGACUCGAUUCACAUAGUGGUCGACGAACGUUAGAACGAAGCGCUCGCGAUCUGCACUAUGUGCCACCCUCACCACAUCCUCACGAUAGUGUCGAUGGUGUUAUUCCAACGAGGAUUCCAUCCUUGCGACGAACUCGAAGAACCUCCGGCAGUACGACCAAUCAUAAUAGCAGUCACACUAGUCUCGGUAUACCGAGUAGUCCGCGAGUGCAGAGGUCACCAAUGCCUGUCCGGGCUGCACCGAUUAAACGCAAUCGACUCGGUAGUCAUACCGAGAAUAUGUCAUCAGGCAGCCUUAACAGUAUUGAGGUUUAGAUACUUGUGAAUAAUCCUUUUUUUUUGUUUUUUUUUUUUGGUCUGAGCUUAUGGAACCUUUUUAUUUUCGUUCGGUUAAUAUUGUGUUUCUGUUUUGAGAAUGAUCAUUCGUUUGUUAUUAUUUUUUUAUAAGAUUUUAGGAUCGAAAGGGACAUAUUGUCGCAAAACAAAUGAGAAAAAAAAACAAACAAACUCUACAGCCAAGAUGUGAUAAUUUACAAAAGAAAGAAAGGUUAAAAUAUAUAUGACUUACUGUAAUUUUUACUAUAGACGUAAGAGCGACUAAGUACACUUAAGACUUCUAAAUUAGAAUUAAUAAUAAACUUAAUUUAUAA